AAUAAAUCAAAAUGGAUAUUAUAUUCAUUCAGCUCAAAACGUUUUGAAUUGCAUCGUACGUCGAAAUGUUGAUAGCAGCGCUCUUGCUGGGAAUUCUCCUGAUAUUCCUAUUUACUCAAUUUGGCAGAUUGAAAAAUUUUUUGCGUUUUGUGAAACACGUGAAAAAACUUCCAAGAAGAAAAGGCUAUCCUUUAGUCGGUAACAUUCUGGAUUUACUGGGAGGUCCAGAGGAAGUCUUUCGAAAAUUGACACUCAUUGUCAAUGAAUCUUCUCGCAAUGGAAUAGCAGUUAUUUGGAUGACAUUUUUUCCUCUCAUAUUGGUAUCAGAGCCAAAUGUUUUGGAGCAAGUACUGAGAAGUCCAGUAAAUAACACUAAAGGAGUAAUAUACAAUAUGGUUCGUCCUUGGCUAAAUGAUGGUCUUCUGACUAGUAAUGACAAGAAAUGGCAUACAAGAAGAAAAAUGCUCACACCAGCUUUCCAUUUCAAUAUAUUGCAAAAGUUCCUUCACAUAUUCAAUGAAGAAAGCAGAUUGAUUGUUGACAGCCUCAAAGGACAUAGUCACAAUGAAACAGAUGCUUCGAAAAUCAUCAGCAAAUUUACCCUGGAUACAAUAUGUGAGACAGCCAUGGGGACCAAAUUGAGUGAGCUUGCGAACGGAGAGAAAUAUCGUUGGGCAGUUCGAGAAUAUGGAAUUAUGGCAAUAGAUAGGGUGGCCAAAACUUGGCUGUUGGUAGAUGCAAUACAUCGUUUUUCUAAAUAUUACCGGAAGCACAUACAAGUUUUGGAUAUCCUCCAUGAAUUCACAAGAACCGUGAUCGAUGCCCGUCAAAAAACCUUCAUCAGUCAUGAGGAAAUAAGCAUAAACGAUGAUUCAAGUAAAAAGAAGGAGCCAAUGCUAGAUCUGCUAAUUUCUGCUCAGAGGCGUGGGGAAGAUAUUGAUGAUGAAGGAAUAAGGGAAGAAGUCGAUACUUUCGUGUUUGAGGGUCAUGAUACCACGGCAGUCGCACUAUCAUUUUCUUUGAUGCUUCUGGCAAAUAACAGAGAAUGUCAAGAUAAAAUUUAUGAGGAACUGAAAUCUGUUUUCGGGGACGACGAUAGAGAUCCAACCGCUUCAGAUCUUCAGGAAUUGAGAUACUUGGAACGAUGUAUCAAGGAGACCUUAAGACUUUAUCCCAGUGUUCCCAAAAUAAGCAGAAAAACGGAGGAGGACAUUAUUUUAGACGGCGGGCUUAUUAUACCGAAAGAUAGCACAUUAUUAAUUAUGAUUUACGAGAUGCACAGGAGAGCUGAUCUGUAUCCAAAUCCUGAAAAAUUCGAUCCUGAUAGAUUUCUGCCGGAAAAUGUGCUACACAAGCAUCCCUAUGCCUAUAUACCAUUCAGCGCUGGACCCAGAAAUUGUAUAGGUCAGAAAUUCGCAAUGAUGGAAAUGAAAAGCUUCUUAACCGCUAUUCUUCGAAAUUAUAUUCUGGAACCAAUUGAUACACCGGAAACGAUACAAUGUAUAGCUGAUUUGGUGCUGAGGACAAAGUAUCCGAUUAAAGUGAGAUUCAUUCGUAGAACAGACUAACUUAUGUGGGUACAUGGGUACUUUAUAUUUGAAAAAACUCCUGAUAGCUAUAAUAGCGGCUGAAUAAAGUUUCUUUCAUAUCAAUGAGUAUUGGCAGGUUAUUCAAUGUUUAUAUCUACAUACCUCAUCUACGUGAACGGGUACAUAAAAGUACAAACCAUUGAACUAUUUAUAUGAUAUUAGCACAAACACACAAGUGUUCUAGCUUGUUCUUUUUUUAUAGAGUGGUAGGUCCUACGUGAUGUCAUUCAUAAUGCUAUUAUGUUACCAUUUAUACUUUGCCAAAGAAUUUGUGACAUUUUCAGAAUAGGAAUAAAAAUUCAAACUGAAUUAAAAUUUUUUAUCAUCUCAUAUUUUUUUCGAAUUGAGGUUUUAUUAUGUGGUGGUUGGAAAUACAUAAUAUAUUGAAUAGG
Messenger RNA from Coccinella septempunctata (seven-spotted ladybird), 1981 nucleotides. Its product is annotated as cytochrome P450 4c3-like. NCBI's taxonomy places the organism in Eukaryota, Metazoa, Arthropoda, Insecta, Coleoptera, Coccinellidae. The record is from RefSeq and is a predicted model, not a curated record. Bases 66 to 1568 code for a protein of 500 amino acids. Gene Ontology annotation, molecular function: heme binding; iron ion binding; monooxygenase activity. The transcript is spliced from 8 exons.